CUCGUGAUGCAACCUCUCUUUCACACGCUCAUUUAUUCAAACAACGGAAUUAUCUCUGGCGUCGUCGUCCGAACGGCUUGUUCUGUUUAUUUUCGCUUUUAUACGUGAUUUCUGUGUAACUACAUAGUACUUGCACAUGUACAGUGCAUUAUAAUGAACGAAACGCGAAAAAGAACACACUAUCCAAACGAUCCUGCCCACACAUCGCUCGCAAAGCGGCAUCGGGCAGAUGAUGGCAACAACAAUUCCACAGCGGCUGAAGCCAGCAUGGCUGCCGGAACAUCAAUGGAACAACCGGAGAUGUUACGCAACGGAAAGGUGCUAAAGAUAGUGCUCAAGAAUUUCAUGUGCCAUCGACAUUUGGCGGUGGAGUUUAACAAACGCGCCAAUCUGUUAGUCGGUAAGAACGGCAGCGGAAAGAGUGCCAUUCUGGCGGCAUUAACAAUCGGGCUCGGUUGCAACGCGGGACAAACGAACCGGUGCAACAGUUUGAAGGAUUUGAUUAAGCACGGUGAAUCACAGGCCGUGAUCGAGAUUCAUCUCGAAAACACAUGCUUCGACGCGUACGAAAAGGAACGCUUCGGUAGGCGCAUCAUUUGUGAGCGCACAAUACAAGCGUCCGGAGGUGGCUCGUACAAGCUAAAGAACGAAAACGGACACGUUGUGACGACGAGCCGUGCUGAGCUGCUGAAAGUGUUGCUAGCGUUCAACAUCCAGGUGGACAAUCCUAUCUGCGUACUGAAUCAAGAUUUGGCUCGGUCGCUGCUGAAAGAUUCGGACGAAAGCAAACAGUACACGUUCUUUUCGAAGGCGACCCAGAUCGAUAGCAUUAAGCAGAAGCUGAACGAAUGUGCCACGAUUGCGAAACAAGCCCGCAACGUGCUGUUGGUGAAGGAGAAAAGCCUCCAGUAUCUGACCAGCGAGAUUGAGGUGCUAGAGGAAAAGCAGCAAAAUCUCGAGUCAGCUGGAAGGUUGGCAGAAUUGUUGCAGGAAUUGCAGGCACACCUAGCCUGGCGCAACGUGCUCGAUCAGGAGAAGCAGUUGGCGGCUGUGGAUGAUGAGCUGAAGAAGUUACGGUCGUCGAUCGAGGAGCAGGAACAUCGCAUUCGUAACCGUGAAUCGUUGGUGGCCGAUACGGAGCGUAUGGUCGAGUCGCACCGGAUCGAUAUCGAGGGUAAGAAGACGGAGUACGUUGCGCUGAAGGAAGCGUACACAGCCAUUCGGGCGACAUUACGCGAUGCACUGACGAAACAGGCCGCUGUGGAACGUAUCGUAAGAAAUAACACGGAACGGAUCGGUCGACUACAGAGCGACAUAAACCAAAUCGAGCAGGACUUGCAGCAACGGGAAUUUGGAGGUCUCACCCAGGUGGAGGCAAAGAAGAAACAGGUGGAGUGUGAAAAGGCGCAGCUGAACGAGCGCAACGCGGAAUUAACGUCGAUGAUCAAUAACGCGCAGCGAGAGGUGGACAUGAUGCACGACACGGUGGUAAACAUGAAGGAGGUACGGGAAGAGAAGCACCACGAACGGUUGGCAAAGCAGAACGAAUCAUCCCGAAUCGACAAGCAGCUUGAGCAGUUCGAAACGGCCCCACGCAGCAAGCUGGCGGUGUACGGUGUCAACAUGCCUGCCCUGGACGCUCGUAUCCGGCAGCUGCACCAGCAGGGCAAAUUUUCCGAGCUGCCGCGUGGCCCACUCGGCCAGUACAUCGAGGUGCGGGACAAAAAGUGGAGCAGUAUCGUAGAGACCGCACUCGGCAGCUGUCUGCCGGCGUUCUUUGUGUCCACGCAGGAAGACUGGCGUACGUUGGAUGGGUUGCUGAAGCGCGAAUUUCCCGACCUACAGAAGCGGACUAUAUUUACCGGACGGUUCGUGAAGGAGCUGUACGAUGUGCGCAAGGGAUGCGUACGGGAGCAGGACGGAACGCAUCUGCUGAUGAACCUGAUCAAGGUAAAUGAUCCGGUCGUGAUGAAUCGAUUGAUCGAUAGCGCCUCGAUCGAUACCAUACUCGUGUCGGAACAUCAGAGCACGGCGAUACAGUUGACGAGCGAGAUCGAGAAUGUGCCGCGCCAUUUGAGCAAGGUGAUCGUAGCCGAACCGUGCUCGGAGUUUUUCCCCCAGCCCAAAUAUCGAUCGUACGGGUUGCAGCAGAAACCGCCCCGCUAUCUGCAGGUCAGCAUGGACGAGCUGAAGCGCCAGACGCAGAAGCGCAAGGAACAGUUGCAUCGUGAGCUGAUCGAACUGAACGGCGCGUUUGAAAAGGAAAACGAACGGUUACAGGAGAUGUUGGUUAAGCUGCAGAAGCAGCAGCAGCGCAAAGAUAAACUACAGCGCGAGCUGCUAGCAAACGAGCAGCAGCUGCAGCAGCUUGAGACCAUUGUUUUCGAGGGUGAAACGGAAGAGGCAACACUAAAAGCGGAGCUGGAACAUUCGCGCUCGAUGAUCACCAAAUUGGAGCAUGAUAUUAAGGCCGAACAAACGUCGCUGGACAAGCUGCGCCAAACUGUCCAGCAGCAGGAAGCGGAAGCGCAGAGCAAAAAAAGCGAAAUGGCUGCAGUAGAAGCGGAAAUUGCACGCAUCCAGUGCCGUGUCGAUGAGGAGCAAAAGAAGCGGCACGAUCUGCAGACGAACCACAAGGUAAAGCGGCAGGCACUGGAACGUGCCGAGCAGUACAUGCGUGAACGAAAGCAAACGCGUGUGGCGCUUAACACAUCGGUUGAACAAGCGCGCGAGGAAGCACUGGCCAAGAGCAAGCGACCCGAAAACGAAGAAACGAUCGGUUCUGUCGAGCAGCUGAAAAAGAAAAUUCAUACCACCGAUAAACGUAUCAGACAGGUGAAUUCUACCCAGGACAAGCUGGAGGACGUACUGGAGGAGCUCGAGAGUAAGAUACGGGAACGUGACGAAGUUGUUCGAUACUCGACCGCACUCCGGAACAUAACGUCACUGAUGAACGAGAUACGCAAAUCGCGCUACAACUACUUGUGCCAUCUGACAUCGCACAUGUCGCUUCGUGUAAAGCAUAAGUUUAUGAGAAUAAUGCAGAUUCGGAACUACGUUGGUACGAUCCGGUUCGAUCAAGAGCAGUGUACGCUCGCACUUUCGGUGGUGCCACGGGACAGCAACAUUCAGAAUGCGGUAUCGACCACCAAAUCGUUGUCCGGUGGUGAGCGUUCGUACGCCACCGUAGCGUUUCUGAUUUCGCUCUGGUCGUGCGUGGACACACCGUUCUUUUUCUUGGACGAGUAUGACGUGUUUACCGAUCAGGUGAACCGACAUACGAUCACACGUUUGCUGUUGAACGAGGCGAGCAAAAAACCGGACCGUCAGUUCUGCUUCCUUACGCCCCAGGAUAUGAGCGAGGUAAAGGGUACGGAACAUCUAACAAUUCAUCGAAUGGAAGAUCCGCAACGUUGCUGAACGAUAAUGUUAUGGAGGAGAAAAAUGAUCGAUCGACAUAAAAGUAUGACAUAAGUCCUGAAAAUGUGUGUUAAGUUUUUAACAUUCUCAAGCAUUUACUGUCAGUUCUUUUCAUGACCUUUAGUUUACGGAUGAAGAAUAGGUAGAACAAAUGUGCCUUUCGAAUGUAGAAUGUGUAUGUGGUUUUCUCGGAUUUGUUGCGAAGUUUAUUUACAUUGAAGGCAAGAUGUGGCAUUUUGACAUUUUUCAAACAAUUUUUUAAAAUUAGGAACAGUAUUGAAGAAAAAGGAGUAGUAAAUUAGUAGCGUACUUGUGUCGCGACUUGUGAAAGCAUAGAAGAAAGAAGAAUACUGGAAAAAAUACUCUACCGUUCGACCAUUUGUUAUAAGGACAAUUUGACCAUCCGCUAGUCGUUAAUCAAAACGCAUUAUGAGUCUUGUUAAUACUUUGUCACCUGUUCUGUUGUUGUCGUGCGAAGAAGUCAAAUAUUACUGA
Molecule: messenger RNA, 3915 nt
Organism: Anopheles funestus (African malaria mosquito)
Lineage: Eukaryota; Metazoa; Arthropoda; Insecta; Diptera; Culicidae
Gene: SMC6
Product: structural maintenance of chromosomes protein 6
Exons: 6
Coding region: 154-3420 (1088 amino acids)
Biological process (GO): double-strand break repair via homologous recombination
Cellular component (GO): site of double-strand break; Smc5-Smc6 complex; nucleus
Molecular function (GO): single-stranded DNA binding; damaged DNA binding; ATP hydrolysis activity
Source: RefSeq, a predicted model, not a curated record